GUGCAGCGCAGCAGAGGCCGGGUUGAGGGGGAGCUGAGGCCGGGUGGUGUCGGGUGGUGUCGGGGGGGCAGAGACCCGGGAGGGAGGAGGGAGAGGAAAGGGGUGCGGCGGUGGGAGGGGGUAGUGAGACCGGUCGGCUCGGGGCUCGGGGCUCGGGCCUCGGGUCUCGGCUCGGGCCUGGGAGGCAGCCAUGGCCGAGUCGCUGCCGCAGACGCCGAGCCGACACGAGAAGAGCCUCGGCCUCCUGACCACCAAGUUCGUGUCGCUGCUGCAGGAGGCCAAGGACGGGGUACUGGACCUGAAAGUGGCUGCAGACACACUCGCUGUGCGGCAGAAGCGUCGCAUUUACGACAUCACCAACGUCUUGGAAGGCAUUGGGUUGAUCGAGAAGAAAUCCAAGAACAGUAUCCAGUGGAAAGGUGUGGGUCCAGGCUGUAACACCCGGGAAAUCGCUGAUAAACUGAUUGACCUGAAGGCAGAGAUUGAGGACCUGGAUCGGAGGGAGCAGGAGUUGGACCAGCAGCAGGUCUGGGUCCAGCAGAGCAUCCAGAACGUGACGGACGACAUUGAGAACAGCAGAUUAGCAUAUGUCACACAUGAGGAUAUGUGUCGGUGUUUUAAAGGCGAUACGCUGUUGGCAAUCCAGGCUCCCUCGGGCACACAGUUAGAGGUUCCCAUUCCAGAAGGGGGCUCGAACGGACAGAAGAAGUACCAGAUUCACUUGAAAAGCACAGCAGGUCCUAUUAACGUGUUGCUGGUGAAUAAAGACACGUCAUCGUCCUCGCCGGUGGUGGUGCCGGUUCCUCCGCCCGAAGACCUGGUCCCGUGUCCGCCUAUCGCCCCCACCACCCCACAGAGGCCGGCGCUGAGCGCCCACCUGGAGCCCGGGGGCUUCUCUCCACCCCGGCCGGACUCACCGCCUGCCACCACACACAUAGCUCUGCCCCCAGAGACCACCGCAACUCCCACAGUGCCAAGCUCACCAGCACAGGAGAUCCACAAUGCCACCAGCAUCUUAAGCCUCGAGCCCCUCAACAUCGUGCCCACGUCCACUAGCCCAGGGGUAACUGUGGAGACGCAGCCGCUGGAAUCAUCUGCCUCAUUAGACAGCAGCACCUCACUAUCCAAUCCCACUACCUCCUUUGAGCCAAUCAAACCUGAUCCUUCACUGGUGCUGGAGUUUCCCAAAGAGCUGACCGAGAUGUUCGACCCCACAAAAGAAUGUAUGGAUUCAGACCUCAUAGAUGAGUUGAUGUCUUCAGAAGUGUUCGCCCCCCUCCUCCGGCUCUCACCUCCACCCGGGGACCACGACUACUACUUCAACCUCGACGACAGUGAAGGGGUCUGCGACCUGUUCGACGUCCCCAUCCUCAACCUGUGACCUGGGGCUCGCCGCGGGACCUUUUACACAAAACACACAGAGAACCUUCCUUUGGUAUUUUUCUAUAUAAAAAGAAAAGGAUCUUAAAGUGGCUUUAGCCUUGGAGUGACGUGAGCUACGGCCAAUACAACUGCACAAUAACAGAGAGAGUGUAAGCGAGAGGACGAGGGUCGGUAAUGCCCACACAACAUGAUGUAGGAACUCGCCAAGCCUGGAGGAGCCGGACCUGACAGCGAGAGGGGUGGGGUGCUGAGUGCGACCGUCAAGCGGAGAUUCGCUCCCCGUGUGUGUGUGUGUGUGUGUGCGUGUGUGCAUGCGUGCGUUUCCCCGAUCUUCACAGCCAAGUCCCGAGUGCAGCUUUUUAUUAUAUCCUGACGUUUCGCCAUCUCUUCGAGUCCCGCAGUGUGAGCGCUCUACCCACCAGUGCCUGUGGUCAGCCUGAACCCAGUGGGGCUGCAGUUGGACUCUGCACUGGGGGGAUAUCAGCCUAGACUGUCCUGGCGACCACUGUCCAGAGAGGCACGCUCCCCCUUAGCUAGAAGGGGGUGGUGUGUGUACACAUCAGGUCAAGGCAGCAUUGGAAACCCUGCAUUGUCAGCAGGUUUUGUUCAUAAAUAUUUGUUACACAUCAGGAGUGGCAGCUUACUAUUUGACGUCUGACUCUUUCCCUUCGCCUCCGUUCCCCCAACCCCCAGGAUGGCUGGUGAUGGAUGUAGUUGUUAAAUUCUCUGUGUUGGGGAGAGGCGCUGUGGCAGACUGGGACAGUGCUAGAGCUUGUGAUUGAAUCUGAACCCUGUCUGGCUGAGCGGAGGGUAGGUAACCUGUGUCCCUCCGUGAGUCAGCGUUGUCAGAAGAGAAGACGUAGGAUUAGGAAAAGGUUUAGAGCUACAGAACGCUUCCACUGAACUGUGAUCCUCAAUGCUGGUGACCUGAUUUAUUCCUGCCUGACCCCCAUAUAUCGCAGAAGCCCUGGGACAGUGGGGGCAGCUGGGGGAGUUGGAAGGACCAACAACACAAGCCCGACCACACACACACACUCUGUGUUCAACUGCUACCAAUUCCUCCCAGAGAAACGGCAUCAAGAUAUGUAAACUGUCCUAGCACCUCCCUGCACAGGUGAGAGCAGGGCACUCUCACGCUGUGACUCCCCACCCCCAGCACUUCCUCACCUCAGUCAUGCAGCGAAAUUGAAACAGAAAAAAAAUGUACAUUUUGUUAUUUUUUUAAAAAAAAGAGAAAGAAUAACGGAGUAUUUUUUUAAUCUGAUUUUUUUUAAACUGAUUUUAGGACAUAGCACUUGCUUUCUACACUCCUACACACAUCCUUCACCCCACCCCCCAUACCCGUUUAAAUUUUUAUUCCAGGUCACUUUCUUUUUUAAAAAUCCCUGGAUUUGGGAUUUUUGAGGGGGAAGAAAACAGAUUUUCAGAAGGUUUUGUUACCUCGACACCUUUGGCUUGUUGUCCAGAGGAGACAACAAGCUGCCUGCCUGCACUCCCAGCUCUCUCUCAGGCAGCUCUUUGGGCAAAAGGGGAUAGUCCACCUACACACCUCUGGGAGUCUGGUGAGGGAGCGAGUCCUGCAUGGACUUGUUGGUGCUGUGUCAACAUUCUGCCACACUGGCACUGAAUCCCAUUGUAUUUGCCCAUCCCACUUUGGAUACAGGACUCUGGGAAUCCGGGAUGAGUGAUAUCCCCAGUACCCAGAAAAGCUGGUGAAUCGGGAGUUCAACAUUUCUGUAAAAGCGUUGAAAUGGCUGGAGAAAUGGGUGUCAGAGGUUGUACGCCUCAUUUCACCCCCCGCUGUAAAAUCCUCUGCCAGAUCCGUCCUGGGCCGUCAGUCUGGCUAACUGCUGGGAUCUCCUCUGGCAGCGAGUGGUGGGUUUAUGCCCAAAUUGGAACAAUUGCAUAACAGUCAAGUGGUUUAGGAAAAUCAGAUAGUUCAUGUCUCCCUUUCCUCUGCUUGGCAUCCGGCCCCAACUUUGUAAAGCGCUCCAAGAUAUUAUUCUGUGUGAAAGGCACUAUAUAAAUGCAAGGUGUUGUCCUUCCUCUUCCCCCUCUCUCCCCAAGUUUGUGAGAAGUAAUUUGCAGUCACUUCAGUUUGUGGAGGAAACCAUUCCAGCCCACGUUCUUUUGCAUGAACCUUUAUUUCCACGCAGAUACUUUGAUUUAGGAUUUAAUCAAAACUUAAUACUGUCUUGGCAAAGUGGGGAUUGGUUAUAAAGAUUUACAAAUGAAAGGGGGGAAGGAAGCUCAGUUGCAUUGUUUUUAAGCAUAGUUCCUAUGGUCUGAGGUCAGCGAUGAGGUUGAUUUUAUCAGGACAAUGUAAGAGUGGUAUUAGUUUGCGGUUUAGUUUAUCCGCGUGAGCCCAGGCCACUCAACAGAAGAUAAGCCGACUGCCAGACUGAAAUAACCCAGGUAGUGAUUGAUUCAUUAAUUAAUCCUGAAUUACGUUCAAUUUCCCUCUUGGUGUAGAUUCACCCCCAACAGCCAGACUUAAUGCUGGGUGUGAGAUGAUUGUAUUAAUGGUUGCCUCAUUGGAUUAGUUUAUUAUGUUGGGAGGAGGAGUGGAAGGGGAGAGCUAUUUAGAUGGAUUUUUGCAGUAUGUAAAAUAACCAUUUGUUUUUCACGCAGCAUACAAAAAAAUAUUUUUAUACUUGUUUUUUUGGGGGGGGAUUGUAAAGGACUCAUUGAGAACGCAGGAUUUGUACAAUUUCUAGCCUCUAGUAAGAAUUACGUUCAUCUCAACAUAGCACUUUAGAGAAAUUGGAUGUUUAUAUUUUGUAUCAUAAGAUUUCUGACGUUAUCUGAAGAUCAUUCCAGUGUAGCUCAUGAUUCACAAAGGAACUUUAUACAUUAUAUAAUCUCCCUUGUGCUUUACACAGCGCAUGGAUUGGGAGACAAAAUGGAGCCUCCAUUUAUUCAACAUACCACAGCUCUAUUGUUCUGUGUUCAUCACCUCAUGAGGAAUUCUAAUUGUGUGUGUGUUUUUUAUAUAAAGGAGUUAAAGCUGUUUUUACUUUGUUGGUUGGACUGUGUUGGCCGUUUGGAAGUCUCGGCCAAUGCACACAGGCUCACAAAGAACCGGCACAUCUUCCUUGUGCUGUCAUUGUAUCAACUGCAAUGUGUUUUGGGGAUUGUACAGUAUCUCAAUAAAAAUUCCUUUUGAAACA
Molecule: messenger RNA, 4553 nt
Organism: Callorhinchus milii (elephant shark)
Lineage: Eukaryota; Metazoa; Chordata; Chondrichthyes; Chimaeriformes; Callorhinchidae
Gene: e2f4
Product: E2F transcription factor 4
Exons: 10
Coding region: 191-1381 (396 amino acids)
Biological process (GO): regulation of transcription by RNA polymerase II
Cellular component (GO): RNA polymerase II transcription regulator complex
Molecular function (GO): RNA polymerase II cis-regulatory region sequence-specific DNA binding; DNA-binding transcription factor activity, RNA polymerase II-specific; protein dimerization activity
Source: RefSeq, a predicted model, not a curated record